AUGGAAGAAGCAGGGGCUCUAGAGGAUGUGCAGACCAGGUACUGGAGGUGGGUGUUGGGUUUGGCCAGGAAGACUCCAGGAUAUAUAGUCACAGAAGAAAUGAAGGUAGAUAAGGUGAGGGUGGAGGCGGACAAUUUAGACAAUUCAACAGUGACAAGUUUAAAACGACAAGUUAAUAUUUUCCCAGGAAAUCCUUUUUUUAACGAACCAAUUCCGGAUUUAGAUCUUCCCGAUGUAUUACCAACAUUGGACUUGGAACCGAAAAGUAAUCGAACGAAAAUUAAUAUUCGAAUAAAUAAAAACGAUUUAGCUGGAACAAAUAUAACGAAACUAAUUGAGCAAAUCGAGGAAUUUAUCGCCAAUCAAACGAAAUUUGCUAAACAAGAAGUUGACGAAGAUAAUAGUAAUGAUGGAGAAGAAAUUUCUGAUGAAGAACCGGAAACUAACGCCGAACAAGAAGAUGAUGAAGAAAGCGAAGAAGAGGAAAGCAACGAAAGUGAAGAAACAGAUUUUGUUCAAGGAUUAAUUAAAUCAUUUUUGGGACAAUUAAGUACACCUGAAGGUGGAGUAGAUGUUGACGCAAUUGUCGGCCUAAUAGGUGGAUUAAGUGUGCCUAAAGAUGACGGAACUUACGACUUCUCCGGACUUACAGAAACAUUACAAAGCUUUUUAGACCCUGGAGAAGAUGGAAUGGGAUCAGACGUAGGAGCAUUUCUUGGAGGUUUAGUUGGAGCAUUUAUUCAAGGAGUAGCAAGGCCACCUGGAGCAAAAGGAUCCGGAAUAUUGGCUGGCAACCUAGUGGCACAAAUCCUACCUGCAUUAAGUGCUCCGGCGCCAAUGGGUGAAGCAACUGAGCAACCUCCAAAGCAACCGAAUUUAGAUAUUGGAAGUUUCUUAGGGGGAUUUAUUAAAACAUUUUUAGGGGCAAGUGGAAAUAAUAAUAAUAAUAAUGGAAAUGGUCAA
This is a messenger RNA of Onthophagus taurus, 963 nucleotides long. The record is from RefSeq and is a predicted model, not a curated record. Lineage: Eukaryota; Metazoa; Arthropoda; Insecta; Coleoptera; Scarabaeidae.